Molecule: messenger RNA, 1743 nt
Organism: Eufriesea mexicana
Lineage: Eukaryota; Metazoa; Arthropoda; Insecta; Hymenoptera; Apidae
Product: sodium channel protein Nach
Exons: 12
Coding region: 1-1743 (580 amino acids)
Biological process (GO): sodium ion transmembrane transport
Cellular component (GO): plasma membrane
Molecular function (GO): ligand-gated sodium channel activity
Source: RefSeq, a predicted model, not a curated record
AUGGCGUUUCGUGGAAGUCAUGGUAGAAAAUUAGUGGAAAAUGGAAUUAAAAAGUGUCGAUAUUAUCGACACGACAAACAACGAAGUCAUCUCAGUUACUCGCAGACGAUAAAAAGGUUCAUUUGCGAUUACUGCGAGAACACAGGGUUGCAUGGGUUUCGAUACAUCGUUACGAGUAAGAGAAUGUUCGACAAAGUAAUUUGGUUUAUGAUCUGCAUGUCUGCGAUCGCCUUCUGCCUAAUGCUGAUGUUACGUCUGUGGCAGUACUUUUCGAAUAAUCCUACGGUGACCAUAAUUGACACGUCAAAUCCCAUAAAGGAAUUACCGUUCCCAGGUAUCACUAUAUGCAACAACAACAAAGUUUAUAAGCCCCAUGCUGAUAAGAUUGCACAGAAAUUGCAGAUGUAUGGAUUCGAUAACGACAUGAGCAACAAGCUGUUCUCUUCCCUGAUGAAACUGAUACGGCCAGAUAAAAUUGAGAUCGAUAACGCAACCGCGACCUGGGCUCUCGACAUCCUUGGAUACACCGUGGAGAGACUUAUGCUGGAGCUGAUGCACCCUUGCAACUUACUCUUAGUUAGAUGUUCCUGGUUGGGCCAACUUUACGAUUGCAAUAAAAUCUUCAAAACAGUGAAGUCGAACGAGGGUUUCUGCUGUGGUUUCAAUUACCAUUUUAUCGACGAUGAUAACGUGAAAUAUUCUUGGCUAAAUAUCACGAUGGACGGCAAUAGUUUAGGAGCAUCGAAUUCCUCCGAUCUUCUUCCAGGUGUCGAAGACAUUCUGCAAGUGCCAGGAACCGGUCGCGACGUAGGUCUGGCGGUGGCGCUGAAUAUCGAUGCGGACAAUUACAAAAGUUCUGUCAGGCAAUUUGUGGGUGCUACCAUUUUGAUACAUGAUCCCUUCGAUUACCCGGACGUCGGUGCACAAUCCGCAACUUUGCAACCGGGCCACGUAAUGACGAUGACGCUUGCUGGCACGAAAAUAGAAAGUUCCAAAGACAUUCAGAAUAUUCCACUACUUAAAAGGAUGUGCCUGUUCGACGGCGAGACACCUGGAGAAAGGAGGUAUAGUUAUCAAACAUGCAUUUCGGAAUGUAUACAGCAGAAAAUUUAUGGCUCCUGCGGUUGUUUGCCAUUUUUCUUUCCAGAUAAUCAUCCACAGGAGCGUACUUGUUACUUGACGGACGUGGAUUGCAUCUUGGCUCGUAGGAGAAGCCUAUCACAGGAACAGUUAUCGCAUAUCGACGAUUGCAAUUGCCUUCCACAAUGCAGCGAUAAGAGUUACGAGGUGGUUUCCGAAUCGGUACCAAUGGGCAAUGUAGGAUACGAUUCCGAAAUAACGCGUGGUCUAAACGUUAAGAAUACUUCGUUCAUGUACGCGUAUUUUCGAGAUGGCACGUACCUCGAGUACCGCAAACAAACUAUCUUAGGAUGGGACAGUCUUCUCGCUUCUUUUGGAGGAAUAUUCGGGCUCUGCUUGGGUGGAUCCGUAAUAAGUUUAGUCGAGUUCGUAUAUUAUCUGAUAUCAGACAUCAUUACUGUACGUAAUAGAAGAAGAGAAAAACUGGAUGAAAAUUUGCCACCUGCUUCGAAAUUAUUCAUUUCCAUGCCCUCGAGUAUAGACUUGAAGAAGUACAAUGUAUCGAACCUGAACAAACGCGUGCUACUUGAAUGGGAUCAACAGCUUUCUCAUCGAAGUCGAAAAAGUUCUUCUGAUUUUAGACACAUUAUGUACAACGAAUGA